AAACUUAAGAAUAUAUUUUGAAUUAAUUUAAUAAACUAAUUAAUACCAAAUAAAACGGACAAACCUAAAAGAAGGUCUGUGACGUAGUGUAUUUGUGUGUUUAAAGUACCCGGAUGUGCCGAACAAAAUGGCGGCGCCCUGUAGGACAUUGGUGAGGUCGGCUGUAGAAGGUCUUCAGUACUUUUCCAGCGGAAAUCUCUGUUUAAAGACGGCUCAUGCUCAAAGCUUGACCUGCUUCAGACCCCAGCAGUGUGUGUUACAGCACCGAGCUCUUCACUGUAGCAGCUCCCUUUCACUAAACACCGCCAAGACAGACACAGACCCUGCGAAUAAUACACAUGACCAGGAAAAGAAAGGAGAACAAGAAGAAGAGCAAGAUUCUGGACCAGAGUAUAUUCCUCAGAGAAAAGCGAAAAACCCGAUGAAAGUAAUUGGAUACGCAUGGAUAAUUGGUCUUCCAGCUGGUAUAAUCGGGUUUAUUCUGGCUAAAAGGCAAGUGGACAAGAACCGGCUCCAGCAGCUGAAGAUCCGUCAAAGGAUGAAGAAAUCCAAUGAGGGAGAGUACGAACGUGAUCGCUACAAACCAGCAGCGAGGAUGCAGUAACAGGAUUCAGCAACAUUGAUCAAUUUGAAAUGUUUAUGUUUCCAAUCAGGACUGUCUGAUGGAAACGUAGAGCUGAGCGAUGUGACAAAAGCACUAUACAAAAAAAAUAUAUUCUUAUUCUGUUCACACACACAAAAAAAUUCUUUGCAAUUAACAUGUUUGUGAUAAAUUUAAAUUUCUGGAUCCCAAACCUGUGUAUUUUAUUGAGUAUAACAUAUUCAAACUGGAGGCUCAGAUUUCAGCUUUGGAGCGUGAUGGGAUGAAACCAAGUGCAGUCCUGUGCUAGUCUUGACCUUCCUAACUCUUGGGGUGAAUUUGGUCAAAAUCAGAUUUUUCAUCCUGAAAUGGUAACAUUUAGCCAUUUUUCUGUUUUUUUUUUUGGGCCAAAAAUUCAACAUUCUCUGAUUUUCACCAAAUUAACACACUGUGUUUGGGAGGUCAGAUUAACACAGGAGUGCACUUCGUUUCCUCCCAUCACACUCCAGAGCUCAGCUCUGAGUGCUUUUGUAUGUUGGAACUGUCUUGUGGAAGCUAACUUAGUUAUAGCGGCUAUAAACAGUCGUUCUCUCACACACACUCUGUCUCGUGUGAAGAUAAUAAGACCAAAAAAAAAAAAAAAACGUAGCUUGUCAUGUUACCCAGAAACCACAAAGUGUAAAUUCCUCUAUCCUUAAAGCUACAGCUUUACCUCUAACACUGGAGACUCCUUCCAUAAAUGUUAAAUAAACAUCUUCUCAAAGAAAACUUCACCAUAUCAACAAUUACACACAGAUUUUAACCCGUUUUUGUGGCGCAUCCACCGUACAAGUCGCUAUAAAUGAGUUGUUACUAUAGCAACGCUAACAUAUUAGAACGAAUGCAUUAAUAUUAUCGGUAUUAUAGUGUCAUAUCGCCCAGCCUUACGUACACCGUUACUGAAACCGUACCUAAGAAAAUGUUGCUUGUUAAUGAAAGAUAACACAAUUGCACAAUUUGAGCUUAAAAAUAAUCAAAAUAUCAACAUGCACAUGUAAAAGAAAAAAAAAUUCUCCUCGUAUCUCUGAUUAAUCUACAGUUCAUGCGUAUAAUAUUAAUCUCACGUAUCAAAAAUCAGAUCUAUUCUUAUUUCUAUGUGAACUGUUCCAUAGUUGCUUAUUUUGCGUCUUGAAACGAAACAAUGCUGAUGAAACUGACUGCAUUUUGCUGGCAAGAAUGUAUGUGUAACCUUUAUUGAUGUUUAAUAUGUACAGUAUGAGGUGGACAAAUAUGAUUUUGUUAAAAAAAAAAACCCAACAACAUGGUAAACAAUAAAGUAGUUUGCUAUAAUCUCUGA
Molecule: messenger RNA, 1916 nt
Organism: Pangasianodon hypophthalmus (striped catfish)
Lineage: Eukaryota; Metazoa; Chordata; Actinopteri; Siluriformes; Pangasiidae
Product: DUF4748 domain-containing protein
Exons: 3
Coding region: 128-604 (158 amino acids)
Source: RefSeq, a predicted model, not a curated record